Molecule: messenger RNA, 1328 nt
Organism: Adelges cooleyi (spruce gall adelgid)
Lineage: Eukaryota; Metazoa; Arthropoda; Insecta; Hemiptera; Adelgidae
Product: glyoxylate reductase/hydroxypyruvate reductase-like
Exons: 8
Coding region: 222-1274 (350 amino acids)
Cellular component (GO): cytosol
Molecular function (GO): glyoxylate reductase (NADPH) activity; NAD binding; hydroxypyruvate reductase [NAD(P)H] activity
Source: RefSeq, a predicted model, not a curated record
UUCUUAUACGUUUUACAUGUUAUUAUUUUAGAUGUUUACAUAUUUAAUAUUAUAAUUUUUAUUUACAACAAUAGUGUUAGGUCGGGGUCAUCGUUCUAUUAUUAGUUGAGUAUUUCACCUUGUUCGAAAAAAGGCGAUAAAAGCUUAUUUCGUCGAUAAGUAAGUUAAAUAUUUUGCAGGAGCAUAUAAUUAUUUAAUCAUCUGGCAAUUUCUUUAACUUUAUGAGAGUUCUAUUUCUUCCGCUAAAGUAUAACUUAUCUUGGCCAUUGCAUAUAAGUGUACAGUUGAAGUUCACAAUGUCGUCUAAGCCCAAAGUUCUGUUGACACAUAAAGCUUUUCCGCAAACAGCUAUUGAUAUGCUUAGUGAAAAGUUCGAUGUAGAAUUGUGCAAUAGCAAAUCUGCCCAGAUCACUCAACAAGAUGUCAUCGAUAAUAUACCAGGAAAAUUUGGAAUUUUUUGUUGUCCUCCCAUUAAGAUUAAUGAAGAAGUAUUGAAGACUGCGGGUCCAAGUCUUAAGGUAGUCGGAACUAUGUCGGUAGGAUAUGAUCAUGUAGACUUGAACGCCUUAAAGAAGUAUGGAGUACGUUUAGGUAAUACACCUGAUGUUCUAACCGAAGCGGUUGCCGAAAUAGCUGUUGGUCUACUAAUAGCUACCACUAGACGAUUUUUCGAAGCGAACAAAGCACUAAAAACAGGUGGUUGGACCAAUUAUUCUCCUGAUUGGAUGUGUGGUCGUGGUAUACAAGACUCAGUCGUCGGAAUAAUCGGAUGUGGAAAUAUAGGAACUUCGAUUGCUGAAAAAUUAAACAAGUUCAAUAUCGCUGAACUGUUGUAUACUAGCCGAAGUGAAAAACCUGCAGUCAAAGCGAUUGGAGGAAAAUUGGUCGCUGUCGACGAUCUUGUUAAGCGAAGUGAUUUUAUAGUCCUCUCCGUAGCUUUAACACCAGAAACUAGGUUUAUCAUUAAUAAAGACCGCAUUGCUAAUAUGAAAUCUAAUGCAGUACUCGUGAACAUUGGUAGAGGAGAUCUUGUAGAUCAAGACGCAUUGAUCGAAGCAUUAAAAGGAAAUAAAAUUAGAGGUGCUGGUUUGGAUGUGAUGACACCAGAGCCGCUUCCACUCGACAAUCCACUAAUGAAUAUGGAUAAUGUUGUAUUAUUGCCACACAUUGGAAGUGCUACAGUUGAGACACGGAGAGAAAUGGCUGAGCUUACGUCUAAAAAUAUUAUAGCCGUUUUAGAAAACUGUGUUAUGCCCAGUGAAGUUAAAAUUUAAAAAGUAUAAUAUGCUGUUUUAUUAUAUAAAUAUAUAUUAUAUUGUUGAUUUGUA